This is a messenger RNA of Trematosphaeria pertusa, 3360 nucleotides long. RefSeq names its product glycoside hydrolase family 35 protein. The coding region runs from base 146 to 3115 and encodes 989 amino acids. Gene Ontology annotation, cellular component: vacuole. NCBI's taxonomy places the organism in Eukaryota, Fungi, Ascomycota, Dothideomycetes, Pleosporales, Trematosphaeriaceae. Gene Ontology annotation, biological process: carbohydrate metabolic process. The transcript has 3 exons. Gene Ontology annotation, molecular function: beta-galactosidase activity. The record is from RefSeq and is a predicted model, not a curated record.
GUGGAUUUUAUGGUCACGAUGAUCUGGAGAAACCGGGACGACGAGGCAGUUUUGCCCUUCGGACGAAGAAACGGUUUAAAGAGACGCAGUAUGGCGCCCUCUUGGGGGGCUGUGCCUUUGGCUGGAGUCGCGAUACUUGCGAAUAAUGGUGCGACUUUUUGGCAUUCUUGUGAGCGUGGUCGUUUUCCUGGCUGGGGCGUGGGCGGCGGACGAUGGGCUGCAGACGGUGGUUACGUGGGAUAACGGCAGCCUCCUUAUCAAUGGUGAACGCAUCAUCAUCAUGAGCGGCGAAUUCCACUACCAGCGCCUACCGGUUCCCGAACUCUGGCUCGAUGUCUUCCAGAAGUUCAAAGCGAAUGGCAUGAAUGCCGUCAGCAUCUACUUCUUCUGGUCCUACCACUCGGCCUCGAAAGGGAAGUACGACUUCACGACUCCCGGUAAGGAUAUCCAGCGCAUGUUCGAUAUGGCGAAAGAGGCGGGGCUGUAUGUGGUUGCGCGGCCGGGACCGUACUGUAAUGCUGAGACGAAUGGUGGCGGUCUUGCGCUGUGGACGAGCGACGGGAGUGGCGGGAAGCUGAGGACUUCGGAUGAGACGUAUCACCAAGCUUGGUCUGAGUGGAUCGAAGAGGUGGGCGCUAUUAUUGCGAAGAAUCAGAUUACCAAUGGCGGCCCUGUCGUCCUGGCGCAAGUCGAGAACGAGCUACAAGAGACGACGUAUGAUGCCAAUAACACCUUAGUGCUGUAUAUGGAACAGCUGAAGGCUGCGUUCCGCAGCGCUGGAAUAGUCGUACCUCUGACCCACAACGAGAAGGGCAUGCGGUCGAAGAGCUGGUCGACGGAUUAUAAUAACGUUGGCGGAGCAGUCGAUGUUUACGGCUUGGACAGCUAUCCAGGUGGACUGAGCUGCACGAACCCUGAUUCUGGAUUCAACCUCCCAAGAACAUACUAUCAAUGGUUCCAAGAGGUCUCUUACACUCAGCCUGAGUAUAUACCAGAGUUCGAAGGAGGUUGGUUCCAGCCCUGGGGCGGGUACUUCUAUGAUCAGUGCCUAGCCGAGCAAAGCCCGGAGUUCGCCGACGUCUUCUACAAGGGUGUCGUCGCACAGAGGGUGACGUUGCUCAAUCUGUACAUGGCGUUUGGGGGAACGAAUUGGGGCCAUAGCGCUGCGCCAGUGGUCUACACCUCGUACGACUACGCCUCUCCACUGAGGGAAACGCGCGAAGUCCGGGACAAACUCAAGCAAUAUAAGCUUCUAGCACUGUUUACGCGUGUAAGCACAGGCCUCCAGAACACCUUCAUGGAAAGCAAUGGUUCCGGGAACGCUGUAGACAAUCCCGCUAUCUGGACGUGGGUAUUGAAGAAUCGCGAUUCAGAUGCGAGAUUCUACCUCGCCGAGAACAACAAGACUAGCACGAGGGUUGUAACUGAUUUCGCAAUGACGGUCGAGACGUCCGCGGGAAGCAUCAUGAUUCCGAACCUCCAGCUGAGCGGCAGACAAAGCAGAUGGGUUGCCACUGACUACGCCAUCGGAAACGAGACCUUGCUGUAUUCUUCGGCUGAGAUCCUCACUUAUGGAGUGUUUGAUCGUCCAGUGGUAGUUUUAUAUCUCAAGGAAGGUCAGAACGGAGAGUUCGCAUUCAAGAGCUCACAGCAAAAUAUCACCUACGAGACUUAUGGCGCAGACGCAGGCAUCAAAGACAGCGCGGUUGGAAAUUCAACCAAGUAUACCAAGUUCAUGUAUACCCAGAGCCAAGGAGCCACGACUGUACUUUUCUCCAAUGAAGUCCUAGCAUACCUUCUCGACGUCCCUUCCGCCUGGACAUUCUUCGCUCCUCCGACUACGUCGAAUCCUUCCGUUGCGGCAGACCAGCAGGUAUUCGUGCUCGGGCCGUACCUAGUCCGCUCGGUCAAUGUCGCGGGUGAUGUAGUAUCCGUCGUCGGUGACAAUGCGAACUCGACAGCGAUCGAAGUCUACGCUAGGCAGUCGGUGCGAACAAUCUCAUGGAACGGGGUGAAACUCCCCACACAAGCUUCCCCCUACGGGUCCCUCACGGCAAAGAUUCCUGGAGCCGAACGCCGCCUAAUUACCCUCCCCGGUCUUGCCGGCUUCAGAGCCGCGGACUCUCUUCCGGAACUGUCGCCUUCGUACGAUGAUACUAAGUGGAGCAUCGCGAACAAGACCACCACCAUCAGCCCGGUGAAACCACUCACCCCCCCUGUUCUCUUCAGCAGUGACUACGGGUACUACGUUGGGGCCAAGAUCUAUCGCGGGUACUUCUCUGGACGGAGUGCUACUGGGCUAAACAUAACUGUGCAGGGAGGGCUGGCGGCAGGAUGGAACGCAUGGCUAAACGGAAAGCCAAUUGGAUACAGCCCUGGAAAUGCCUCGCUCACAUCUACCACCGCCUUGCUUUCUUUCGAGAAUGUCACAUUGAAAGACGAGGGCAAUGUGCUCACAGUAGUGACGGACUACAAUGGACACGACGAGACUUCCACGGGACCAGCUGGCGUAGAGAAUCCUCGCGGCAUUCUUGGGGUCCAGCUACUCAGUGCGAGCAACAGCUCAAUAAAGUUCGAUACGUGGAGAAUCCAAGGCAAUGCGGGAGGCGAGAGUAACAUCGACCCGGUACGCGGACCUAUGAACGAAGGCGGUCUGUACGGGGAAAGACUGGGAUGGCACUUACCCGGCUUUGGCACCACAAACUGGGAGAAGGCGAGCCCCGUUGAUAAGGGUGUGCAGGGCCCAGGCAUCAGAUGGUUCAGCACUACGUUUGACCUGGACAUCGAUGAAGACCUCGAUGUCCCGCUUGGUGUCGAGCUGGGCGCAUCGGAGGGCACCAUCGCCAGAGUGUUGCUCUACGUUAACGGAUAUCAAUAUGGCAAAUUUCUCCCUCACAUCGGCCCGCAGACGCGCUUCCCUAUCCCGCCCGGUAUCAUUAACAUGCGCGGCUCAAACGCGCUCAGCAUCGCGAUCUGGGCACAAACCGACGCGGGCGCGAAGCUGAAUACCCUAAGGCUGGUCGAGUAUGCGCAGUAUCAGAGCGGAUUCGGGUUUGGGAAGAUUGAUGGGAAAGCCCUGCAACCUAGGUGGAAGGAUAGGGGCGAGUACGCAUGAAGGACGACGUAAGAAGAGGGUGCAUCGCGCGUGCGCUUUUCUCCGUUGUACGUCAGCCAAACGAAUCGAACAGUGCGACAGACACAUCGUUUGCUUCGAUCAGACCUCUCGGCGGCCUGCCAUUCACAAUGCGACUUCCUUGCUCUUCGAAUGUCGGGGCAUUGGUCGUGUCAGCACGUCAUCCACAAGCUACACUUUGCCGUUCGCGUGCAGCAUAAAAGGAUCAGAUAUACCUCGCCCGGGCA